Molecule: messenger RNA, 1548 nt
Organism: Pongo pygmaeus (Bornean orangutan)
Lineage: Eukaryota; Metazoa; Chordata; Mammalia; Primates; Hominidae
Gene: TMEM116
Product: transmembrane protein 116
Exons: 11
Coding region: 212-1225 (337 amino acids)
Biological process (GO): adenylate cyclase-activating G protein-coupled receptor signaling pathway
Cellular component (GO): plasma membrane
Molecular function (GO): G protein-coupled receptor activity
Source: RefSeq, a predicted model, not a curated record
CGGCGGGUCCGCCCAGUUCCGUUCCUGCUCCGCUUGAGGAGAAGCGCGAAGCGCGCGUGGGGACGCUACAGCAAUUACUUUGCUGUCCUUCCUCUCCUUCGAAGAUGACAAGGCCUACCAUCCUUUUUUCCUGCCUUUGGGCCGUCAGGCAGUUGGUUGGGACACGCUCCAACCCCCGGUUCUCCCUGCAAUACAGUGGAUACAAUUUGUCAUGGCUACUCUGAGUGUUAUAGGUUCAAGUUCACUUAUUGCCUAUGCUGUAUUCCAGAAUAUACAGAAAUCUCUAGAGAUAAGACCACUUUUUUAUCUGAGCUUCUGUGACCUGCUCCUGGGACUUUGCUGGCUCACGGAGACACUUCUCUAUGGAGCUUCAGUAGCAAACAAGGACAUCAUCUGCUAUAACCUACAAGCAGUUGGACAGAUAUUCUACAUUUCCUCAUUUGUCUACACCGUCAAUUACAUCUGGUGUUUGUACACAGAGCUGAGGAUGAAACACACCCAGAGUGGACAGAGCACAUCUCCACUGGUAAUAGAUUAUACUUGUCGAGUUGGUCAAAUGGCCUUUGUUUUCUCAAGCCUGAUACCUCUGCUAUUGAUGACACCUGUAUUCUGUCUGGGCAAUACUAGUGAAUGUUUCCAAAACUUCAGUCAGAGCCACAAGUGUAUCUUGAUGCACUCACCACCAUCAGCCGUGGCUGAACUCCCACCUUCUGCCAACACAUCUGUCUGUAGCACACUUUAUUUUUAUGGUAUCGCCAUUUUCCUGGGCAGCUUUGUACUCAGCCUCCUUACCAUUAUGGUCUUACUUAUCCGAGCCCAGACAUUGUAUAAGAAGUUUGUGAAGUCAACUGGCUUUCUGGGGAGUGAACAGUGGGCAGUGAUUCACAUUGUGGACCAGCGGGUGCGCUUCUACCCAGUGGUCUUCUUUUGCUGCUGGGGCCCAGCUGUCAUUCUGAUGAUCAUAAAGCUGACUAAGCCACAGGACACCAAGCUUCACAUGGCCCUUUAUGUUCUCCAGGCUCUAAUGGCAACAUCUCAGGGUCUACUCAACUGUGGAGUAUAUGGCUGGACGCAGCACAAAUUCCACCAGCUAAAGCAGGAGGCUCGGCGUGAUGCAGAUACCCAGACACCAUUAUUAUGCUCACAGAAGAGAUUCUAUAGCAGGGGCUUAAAUUCACUGGAAUCCACCCUGACUUUUCCUGCCAGUACUUCUACCAUUCUUUGAAACUACAAUACUGGAACAUCCAGGAACUGGAGUUAUUCUACGCUAAUGGAUUGGAAAGAAUGUUGGGAAAGGACAUCUUAAAUCUUUUCUAACUAUGCCCUACACUGCAGAACUCAAAGGAAAUAUAGUGCCAUUGUUAGUAGUCAUUCUAGGUGAAUUGGGAGUAUCUCUCCAGUUAUUCCCAGAUUCACUAGUGAUCCUUAAAGUCUCUGUUCAGGGAGAGGAAGACACUUUCCAUCUCAGAGAUAGACUCGUGUUACCUUGAUGGAUAUUAGAUUUGUCUAAGUCUAUUCUAGAAAAAAUAAAUUCUAGAUUAUUAUUUA